Messenger RNA from Klebsormidium nitens, 2294 nucleotides. Lineage: Eukaryota; Viridiplantae; Streptophyta; Klebsormidiophyceae; Klebsormidiales; Klebsormidiaceae. The record is from the annotation of a GenBank genome assembly.
CUCAUACGGCAUGAGGGAAACCCCUUCGGCCAGCUGUGGCCCACCAUUCUGUCACUGAAUCUUGUUGCCUGAGGCGGGGCGACGUUUGCUCUGUUGUUGGGACCUAUUGACGCCAACUUAAAAGUUUUAAAGGAUGUGGCUUUUCAUGAGGCAUUCGGCAUGGCGCAAACAUCUGAUUGCGUUUGGACGAGCCUGCAGAUGAGAGGAUGGGACGAAUCCUGCGGGUCAGAUCCGUGAUCCCGCCUUUGCUGUCCCAGUAAUCUGCCAAGGGCUUGCACAAUGUCAAGCGGCUCAGAUUGAACUCCUUCAAGAUUGAUUGAGACGACAACGUCGAUAUGAGCAGCAGGAUUUGUGGUCAAGUCGUGGUUCUUCUUGGCAAGCCCCUUUAAGGUUUAUUUGCCAGCCACUUCUUUGUGAGGCAUUUGAGAGGUGCUAAAUAGCGGAUCAGGCACAUUCCUAGUGAGCCGCCAUGGACAGAGUACAGCGGCUGAAUCGGGGUGCAGCCGGGGCAGGUAACUAUGGGGGCGGGAGCCCAGCCCCAGGCACGGGAGCUCCAGAUAGUCCGGGCCGGCCCCCCAGUGCAGGUGGAUUUCGGAAGACACAGGCGAAUGCCAAGAAGCAGGCAGCAAUGCGGCUGGCGGCUGUUAUGGCGAAUCAAGCGGGGUCCCCAGAAGAAGAGGACGAUGAGUUCAGCCUCAAGUACGGCAUCCCUCCACCGCAGGCCUCUAACAGCCCGCUGACUGCGUACCGUUCUUCUUCCCCACUGGUCGGCAUCCGGUCUGCCUCUGUAGGUCCCCGCCUCCACUCGGCCCGUGCUCAGCCGCCGCCGCAGGCGCAGCCGCAACAGUCGUCCUCUUCCACCAGCUCGCGCUCCCGGCCCACCCCCAUCGCCGUCAAGACCGGCUCGCGGGAGUCUCUCGAAUCGGCGCCCCUUUCAGAUGGCGGCGGCAGCGGGAGCUACAGUACGGGGAGUGGCAACUACGGAGGCGGAAGCGUUACGAGCGCGCCUAGCUACGGACGCCGGCGCUACUCUAACACAGAGCCUGCCGCGGCGAUACCCAUUGCCAACUCGGUGAAGCAAACCCAGUCGACACAGGACAAGAGGGCGGAGGCUGCGCUGGCGGAUGAAAUCGACCUACUGAGAGAAGAAAACGAGUUCCUGUUGGAUAAGCUGAGGUUGACGGAGGAGAAGGCCCUGGAGAACGAGACGCGGGCGCGGGAGCUCGAGAAGCAGGUGGCCUCUCUGGGGGAAGGCAUCUCGCUAGAGGCACGGCUGCUAAGCAGGAAGGAGGCGCAGCUUAAGCAGAAGGAAGCCGCACUCAAGGCGGCGAGCCAGCAGCACAGCUCCCUGCGUGAGGAAGAGGUGCAGGCCCUCCAGGCCGAGCUCGAGACCGCCCGCCAAGAGGUCGCCUCCGCCUCCGGCACCGCCUCGGAAGCCCAGGCGGAGGCCAAGGCCCUGCGCGGCGUCGUUUCCCGCAUUGCACUGACGCAGGAAGAGCUGGAGGAGGUGUCGCUCAAGCGGUGCUGGCUGGCGCGUUACUGGGGGCUCGCCGCCAGCCACGGGGUGCACGCCGAGAUCGCGGGCUCGCGCCACGAGCACUGGUUCCAGUUCGCGGCUGCGCCGCUGGAGUUUGUGCUGGCGGCGGGUCAACAGGCGAAGGAGGGCCUUGAAAGUGAGCCGGAGGGCGCCGCAGCCAACGGGACGGACGAGAAUGGAGCCAGAAGCAGGAGGACGUCCGAUGCGGGAGUCAGUGGAGACGAACCGUCCAAGCACCGCCGGCACCGUUCUUUGGCGGUGGACAUCGGUGCCGACAACAGCAUCGAGAGCAUGUUGAAUGUUGAGAAGGGGUUGCGAGAGCUCGCAGCUCUCAAGGUGGAGGAUGCGGUCCUGCUUGCGAUGGCGCAACACCGGCGGCCAAGCCUGGUCCGCGUGGGGGGCACUGAGCCGUCGCAAACAGGGAACGGGUCGAAGCUGGUGGAGAGCAUGGAGCUGAGCGAAGAGGAGGUGGAAGACGUGCAGUUCAAGCAGGCGUGGCUUUGCUACUUUUGGCGACGUGCGCGUCGAAGGGGCAUCGAGAACGACAUCGCGGAUGAACGGCUAAGAUAUUGGAUCAGCCAGUCGUCACACAAUCCGGAUGCGCACAGCGCUGUUGACGUUGAACGGGGCCUGAUGGAGGUCCGGCGUUUGGCUAUUGAAGAGCAGCUUUGGGCCGCUAGCAGAGCCGCCCUGGCCAGUCACCAAGAUGAUUCCGAAGAAGACAAGUAGGCAAACGCUUGAUGUGGUGCCAGAUUGA